AUGCCAUUUUUGGCCUCCACCUACCUCCCCCCUCGGGAUCCGUGCCACCAACCUCCCCUCCUCAAUUUUCGCGCCAGCCCUCUCCUCCUCCGCCACUUGGCGCUGCCCCCGCCGCCAAACGCCACCCAGCGCCGCCGCCAAGUCACCCACGCCGUCCCCGCGCACACUCCCCGCCUUCCACGUGUCCCCAACGCGCCACCUGUCCCUGCGCCGCCCUCCGCCGCCACGGCCCGCGAGGCCCACGGCCGGCCAGCCCGCGCCCGCAUCGCCUCCCUGCGCCAGCAGCGUCGGGCUGCUCCCGAGCGCUCCCCGUCGGCGCGCCUUCGCCACCUCCUCCCGUCUCCGCUGCACGCCGCGGCCACCGCUCGCCGCCCCUUCGCGCCAACGCCGGCCAGAUGCGCUGCCACCGCCGCGGGAUCUGGUCACCCGCAGGCCAGAUCCGCCCUCCUCCGACGCCCCGCGCCCCUCGCCGGUUUCCUCCUCGCCGAAGCUGCCUCGUCGUUGCCGGAGUUGGAUCGGGACGAGAUCCAUCCGUCCCCGAUCCAAACGCCGCCCCGCGCCCUGGAUCUCCUCGUCCCGCUCCUCCCCGUCCUUUUUUUCGCGAGGUGA
Molecule: messenger RNA, 609 nt
Organism: Aegilops tauschii subsp. strangulata
Lineage: Eukaryota; Viridiplantae; Streptophyta; Magnoliopsida; Poales; Poaceae
Source: RefSeq, a predicted model, not a curated record